UCUUGGACUUCAUCGGUCUAGUUUUAAAUCAACAGUCUGCUCUACAUUGAACUGCAGCAGGUCAAACCAGUCAUUCACAUCAGAUAUGUGGGAUUAUCAUGGAUAUCAUAUUUCAAUUUUUGGACCACUAAUGUUUGUAAUUCUUCAAGGUGUGUGUGUUGUUUCAGCUGAUACAAACACAAUGACAGUGUACAGAGCUAUUGGGAGUUCCCUGGAUCUUACAGUGAACUAUCCAAAAGAAUCAGUGUCAUCGGUUAGGUGGAAGUUUAAUGAGAAACAGUUUGCUGGGUACACUCAGAGCCAUGCCUACUCACAACAGCAAUCACAAUUCGCUGGACGAUUAAAGGAGGAGAAUGAUAAAGUUGGAAUAACUGUACAAGAUCUUCAACCCCAAGACUCUGGGAUGUUCUUAAUGCUUGUAGAUGGAACAGAAAGACAGUAUCCAACACAGAUAUUUACAGUGUAUAUUCAAAACCCCAUAACAGCUGUGCAGAUUGAGAAGAAUCAGACGUGGAGGGUGUCCACAAACAGCUGUGAUGUUAAUGCGACGUGUGCAGCACUUGGAGCUGAGAGUGUCUCCUACCUAUGGAGUGGCUAUAAGACUGAGAGUGGAGCUCAGCUGCAGUUCAGCCUUUCACCAGAAGAAGGAGCCGUUACACUGAACUGCACAGCCACAAACAACGUCAGCAACAGCACUGCCAGAGAGACACUGAGCUGUAAUGCUGAACAGCCCAUAACAGAAAUCAAAAUUCUGUGGAUUGCAGUAGCAGGAACAGUUGCUCUUCUUUUGGUUCUUGCUGUUCUUGCCGCCAUUUGCUGUUGGUGGAGAUCUUACAAAGGUGGCAGUGUUGCAGAUAGCGGAACGACAGUGUAUGCAGAUGUCAGCAGUGAAACCAUUGCUCAGAAUAAAAAUCGAUCACAAAGUGUUACUAAUGGAACGACGGUUUAUGAAACGGUCGAUGAAUUCAGAAUGAACCCAGAAAUGACUAUUUAUGCUAAAGUGACUCUUCCUCAGCAUAAAACGGUCAGCGCUACCUCGUCCUCACCAUACCAGAAAGUUUGCUGAACAAUAAAGACAUCAAAAACAUUUUUUUUUUUUUUUUUUUUUACUUUUUGUUGCGGGAACCUUUCUAUUAUACGUCAUAUAAUUUCGUGAGUAAUUGUGUGAAUUAUUGUACAUUAAGGCAGUCUAGACAGUCACACUGCAAAAACUCCUCAUCUAAUCAAGACUUACAGUUGUGUUCAAAAUUAUUCAACCCCCAAUGCUGUAAAUGGUUUUAGGGAAUUUAGUGUACAUUUGUAAUUGUAUUCAGAAUGAAAUCCUACAAGGACUU
This is a messenger RNA of Silurus meridionalis, 1334 nucleotides long. RefSeq names its product SLAM family member 8-like. The transcript has 7 exons. NCBI's taxonomy places the organism in Eukaryota, Metazoa, Chordata, Actinopteri, Siluriformes, Siluridae. The record is from RefSeq and is a predicted model, not a curated record. Bases 86 to 1066 code for a protein of 326 amino acids.